This is a messenger RNA of Capra hircus (goat), 1284 nucleotides long. RefSeq names its product zinc finger protein 280B-like. Lineage: Eukaryota; Metazoa; Chordata; Mammalia; Artiodactyla; Bovidae. Gene Ontology annotation, biological process: regulation of DNA-templated transcription. Gene Ontology annotation, molecular function: DNA-binding transcription factor activity, RNA polymerase II-specific; RNA polymerase II cis-regulatory region sequence-specific DNA binding. The record is from RefSeq and is a predicted model, not a curated record.
AUGGAACGACCGUGUAUGUUACGUGAAGAAGAACAAGAGCCAGAAGUACGGAAAAGGGAGGGAGAAACCAAACAAGUAGGUGAUGAUGAUGAUGAACUGAUCUUGGUUGGAGUGGAAGAUGUAAAUGAAGAUGCUGACGUGAUCUUUGUUGGGAUGACCUCAGCUUCAAAACCAGUCAUUUCAAACAUACUGAACAGAGAUACCCCAGGUUCUUGUUCAAGGAGAAAAAGGUAUGGUCACUUCAGGAAAGGUAACGCUCACAAAUCACAGCCCGUUAGUCAUGUGACUCCUAGCUCAGAAGCGAAGACUGUCUUGCCAGUUUCUGACUCUGAAUCAAGAUCAACAGAUAGUCCUAUUAUUAUUGAACCUCCGUCUCAAGCUGAUUUGAAAAAUAUUUCACCACAGAUAGUGCCUAAUUGCUUUUCAAAGGAGUUAUGUUCUUCUUUGAUUACCUUCACAAGUUCAUGUCAGCAUCCAGUAGAAAGAGCAGUUUCUGCAGGAGAUAUGAAUAAAAGUCCUCAUGUAUCAAAGCGACGUUCCACUUGUGAAACAAAUAGCAGAAAUCCCAGAAGGCCUAAGCUCAGUGAUGGCAUUAUAGGGGAACAUUCUUUAGGUUUUUCCCCUUCAGGUAUUUUUCAUACAGUGCCCACUCAGCAAAGCACACCAGACCGUGUCCAUAACUCACUAAGCCACGCUCAGAAUGGAGAACCUUGUCCGACACCUUUUCCAAAGGACAGUGUUCAUUGCAAGCCUGUAAGACCUUUAGGGGAAAAUGGACUGACAAAAACUGAUUUUCCAAGUUUAGCAAGUCCAGACAAGAUUGUUGAUCCCACAGAAGGAAAUCUGAUUGUGUUACUUCGUGACUUCUACUAUGGAGAGCAUAUAGGAGUUGGGCAGCCAGAACCGAAGACCCACACAGCGUUUAAAUGCCUCAGCUGCUUGAAAGUUCUAAAAAAUGUCAAGUUUAUGAAUCACAUGAAGCACCAUUUGGAACUUGAGAGGCAGAGAGGUGACAGCUGGAAAAACCACACCACCUGCCAGCACUGCCUCCGCCAGUUUCCUACUCCCUUCCAGCUGCAGUGUCACAUUGAAAGUGUCCACACUCCCCAGGGGCCCUCCGCAGUCUGUCAAAUCUGUGAGUUGUCCUUUGAGACAGAUCAGGUUCUCUUAGAGCACAUGAAAGACAAUCAUAAGCCUGGUGAAAUGCCCUAUGUAUGCCAGGUUCAGUUACAGAUCAUCAUUUUUUGCAGAUGUGGAUGCACAUUUCCGAGCAUGCCAUGGUAA